Punica granatum (pomegranate) is the source of this 1878-nucleotide messenger RNA. Lineage: Eukaryota; Viridiplantae; Streptophyta; Magnoliopsida; Myrtales; Lythraceae. The record is from RefSeq and is a predicted model, not a curated record.
CCACGGAGAGUUACGGUGAACCGUAACGACGAGCCGCCAGAUUCCCUCCCAGGCCCCGCUUACCGUUGGAUUCUUGAGACGCAGGUAAGUGGGGCCCACUGAUGGCGAAUCCAGCGGGUCAUUGGUCUGCCUCAUCGAGAUGUCGUGCACGCGUCAACACCGGAUGGGACCAACGGGAUUGCGGUCGCGUAUUUGAAGGACUCAAGCGAACCACUCCCCGGCUCCGUGAACGGAACCAUGGAAGCUAAGCGACGAUCGUCAGAUCCAGAAGCGAAGAUGGCGUUAGUUAUCCGAUCCAAAACCCUCAUCUGAAUCGGGAAGGAGGAGGAGGAACAAGGAGAAGAAUCGGAAUCUCAUUCAUAAUGGAAAGCGAGCUCCAGGACCUCAGCUCCAAGCCGCCGACGCCCCCGUUGGAGACGGAGCCUCAGCCCCCGUCGUCCGCCGCGGCCGACGACGCGGCGUCGGCCAAGGACGAUCGGCCCCUCCUGAAGCCGGACGAGCCCGCGGGGAUCACUCCCUCGGAGCUCCGGGAGCUGGAGAAGAAGUUCGCGGCGUACGUGCGGAAGGAUGCGUACGGAAGCAUGGGCCGUGGGGAGCUGCCGCUGAGGGAGAAGGUGCUGCUAGGGAUCGCCAUGCUCACGCUCGUGCCCAUGCGGGUGGUGCUGGCCCUCACCGUCCUGGUGGUGUACUACUUGAUCUGCCGGGUGUGCACGGCGCUGAAGGCCCCGAACAGGGAGGGGGAGGACGAGCAGGAGGACUACGCCCACAUGGGAGGCUGGAGGAGGGCCGUGAUCGUGAUGUCCGGAAGGUUCCUGUCUAGGGUUCUGCUCUUCGUGCUGGGCUUCUACUGGAUUCGCGAAACUCAUCGUUCUGAUAGCCGCGGCGAAGAGAAGUCGUCGGGCACUGAGAACAAUGGCAAUGGACAACCUGAGGAGAAUGAAAGGCCGGGGGCAAUUAUAUCUAACCAUGUAUCUUACAUAGAUAUAUUGUAUCACAUGUCGUCUUCUUUUCCUAGCUUUGUUGCUAAGAGAUCAGUGGCUAAACUUCCUCUAGUUGGUCUCAUCAGUAAAUGCCUCGGUUGUGUUUAUGUUCAGCGGGAGUCAAAAUCAUCAGAUUUCAAGGGAGUUUCAGGUGUUGUGACUGAAAGGGUCCAGGAAGCUCAUCAAAAUAAAGAUGCUCCAAUGAUGAUGCUUUUUCCAGAAGGUACAACCACGAACGGGGACUACUUACUUCCAUUUAAGACUGGGGCAUUUUUGUCGAAGGCUCCUGUUCUACCAGUGAUUUUAAGAUAUCCCUACAAAAGAUUCAGUCCUGCCUGGGAUUCUAUAUCUGGGGUGCGCCAUGUGAUUUUUCUUCUUUGCCAAUUCAUAAAUUACAUAGAAGUGACCCGCUUACCUGUGUACUCCCCUUCACAACAAGAAAAGGAUGAUGCAAAACUCUAUGCUAACAAUGUCAGAAGGUUGAUGGCUUCUGAGGGCAGUUUGAUCUUAUCGGACAUUGGGCUCGCUGAGAAGCGAAUAUAUCAUGCCGCUCUCAAUGGUUUGAUUUCCCCAUGCUAAUCUGUGGAUACGCCUUCUGUAUAUUAAGUUGUGCGAUUCUAUUCUUUUUAAUUAUCAAAACAAAGUAGAAAUAUAUAGCAAAAAUUCGAAAAUGAGCCUCAUCUCGGAUUCCGUUUCUGGAGCUGGAGGGGCAAAUCUUUUUUGAAGUUCAGGAGGUCCUAUCAUUCAGUCUGUUUGAAACACAAUGAAAUUGGAUGGUCCCAAUUCGGGAGUUACACUAGUGACAUUCGUUAAUUAUUUUGUCCCCGAUGAUGUAUGUAUUAGGUACAUCAGUUUCUUCUAUUUGCUGGUAUUUAAUGAUAAAUCAGAUCUUACCCAA